GAGGCACGAAAAUGAGCUGUUCUUUCUUUUAAAUCUUCCAAUGGACCGGCAUGCCAACAAUAUAUUGAACUUUUUAAAAAAUUGUGAAACUAAAGAAAAUUUGACAAAGGAAGAAUAUCAGAGAAAGUAUAUAAAUUUAGUAUCUAAGAAGAACUGAUUUUUAACUUAUCCAAUUCCAUAGUCGUCAUGACCAAGUCGUUGCUAUAUGCAUCGGUGUGGUAUUAUAUAAUGUAUUGAUAAGAUCUCCUUGUCGAUCAAACUGAAUAAAUACAUAAACAAACAAAAAAACAAAUGAUUUAGCGUCAUUGUUGUUUUUUAAUAAAUGGUUUGUGGCCUCUGACCUUAACAAUAUAGUUUUUAUAGAUUGUCCCGUACGUCUAUAGUGGUGAAAUUAGAAUGAAUCAAUGCUUUGAACUUUGACUAAAUCCACUGACUUGAAACAAGAUUUCAGCAGCCAUAAGUGGUUCUUACUUUUCUGCGGUACAUUAACAUACAGACUAUUCAGCGCCCAAGAUGGACCGGCACGCCAACAAUAUAUUUAUAUGAAACUAAAUAACGAGAAAAAAAAAUAUCCAAACUUUUAGCUAUAAAAGGAGAAACGAAGGUGCAUCAGAAAUAUACUAAACUAUCAUCCCAACACACACAGACUCUCGCUUUCUGAUAAGUGUAGUGUGCAGUACCUUGAAAGACAAGAAAAAAAUGGGAUUCCCUUUUGAAGAAACCUUGAGCUCUAACUUUAAAACCCAAACUGUUAUUGAUGAUGAUAAUGAGUUAGGUUUGAUGGCCGUGAGACUAGCCAAUGCCGCAGCCUUUCCCAUGGUUCUCAAGGCCUCCCUCGAGCUCGGUGUUUUUGACACUCUUUACGCCGAAGCCGCUCGCACCGACGCCUUCCUCUCACCAUCUGAGAUAGCGAGUAGGCUACCAACUACUCCACGUAACCCUGAAGCACCAGUUUUGUUGGACCGGAUGCUUCGUUUACUCGCUAGCUACUCCAUGGUCAAAUGCGAUAAGGUUGGAAAGGGCGAGAGAGUCUACAGAGCCGAGCCAAUUUGCAGGUUCUUCUUGAAAGAUAACAUUCAAGAUAUUGGAUCCCUUGCGUCUCAAGUCAUUGUCAAUUUUGACAGCGUCUUCCUCAAUACCUGGGCACAAUUGAAAGAUGUGGUGCUAGAAGGAGGAGAUGCAUUUGGCCGUGCACAUGGUGGCAUGAAACUCUUUGACUAUAUGGGAACUGAUGAGAGAUUCAGCAAGCUCUUUAAUCAGACAGGAUUCACCAUCGCUGUGGUGAAAAAGGCUCUUGAAGUUUACCAAGGCUUCAAAGAUGUGGAUGUGUUGGUUGAUGUUGGAGGAGGAGUUGGCAACACCCUUGGUGUUGUUACUUCAAAGUAUCCCAAUAUUAAGGGUAUCAACUUUGAUUUGACUUGUGCCUUGGUACAAGCACCUACAUACCCUGGUGUGGAACAUGUAGCGGGAGAUAUGUUCGUGGAAGUUCCAAAGGGAGAUGCCAUGAUAUUAAAACGUAUACUACAUGAUUGGACCGAUGAAGACUGCAUUAAAAUUCUCAAAAACUGUUGGAAAUCACUACCAGAGAACGGUAAAGUUGUUGUCAUAGAACUAGUCACUCCUGAUGACGCAGAGAAUGGAGAUAUCAACGCGAACAUUGCCUUUGAUAUGGAUAUGUUGAUGUUCACACAAUGUUCUGGUGGAAAAGAGAGAUCACGAGCGGAGUUUGAAGCUCUGGCUGUAGCUUCUGGCUUCACCAAUUGCAAAUUCGUUUGCCAGGCUUAUCACUGCUGGAUCAUUGAGUUUUGUAAAGAAAAUGUGUAAAAUACAAAACUAAAACGUUUCAUCUUCGUUUUCAGUUCUUUGUUUGUGAUGAUCAUACUUUGUAUGUAUGUGUGUUCGAGCAAUAUGAAAGAAAAAUAAGUUUUUUUGUUUA
Molecule: messenger RNA, 1936 nt
Organism: Brassica rapa (field mustard)
Lineage: Eukaryota; Viridiplantae; Streptophyta; Magnoliopsida; Brassicales; Brassicaceae
Product: indole glucosinolate O-methyltransferase 4
Molecular function (GO): protein dimerization activity; O-methyltransferase activity
Source: RefSeq, a predicted model, not a curated record